UAUAAUAAAAGUAAAAGAAUUUUUUGUGUAAAGAUGGAAGGGGAAUUAGCAGAACAAGUGGAGAGAUUACAAACCCAAAUCCUUGAUAAAAUCACACAACUUGAACUCUCAAUCUCAAACCUUGAAAAACCAUCUCCCGAUGACGACAACCCAACAACCGAAUCACGCCUUUCCGCCGUGCUGGUCACCGGCGGCUUGAAAGACUUCAAAUUCAAGAGGGUUCCAUGUGAUUAUUAUGAAUGGUCCUUUGAAGCUAGGAGAGAUGUUCUGGGUGCUGCUUCUAUUCAUCAUCUCUGUAAAAGCAUUGUUCUGAUAAAUACUCAAGCUGCAUCCGAUGUUACCGAUUGCAGCAACCGUCAAAAUUCAAAAUACUAUGUUGUCGUUGUUCAGUACACAGCUCGAUUUAGUGCUGAACGUGUUAAAAACUUUCUUUAUAUGCUCAAUAAUGGCAAGAUACCCAAAAAGAGAUUCAAUUUAAGACUUGCCCCAGAAGAGAUAUCUAACAAGUUGACUGGUUAUGAACACAAUGGAGUAACAUGUGUUGGCAUGAAAACAGAUAUCCCGGUAAUUUUGGAUGAAGCAAUUGUGAAGCUUCAUCCUGAUUUUUUUUGGCUGGGUGGCGGAGAGAUCGAUCUGAAACUGGGAAUCAGGACCUCUGAGUUCAUUAGCUUCACAAAACCAUUCAUUGUGAAUUGUAGUGGUUCUUAAUUUUACUUGGAAAAAUCUCUUUUGAAGUUUUGCGAAGGUGCCUAUUUGUCUCCAAUUAUCAACUCAUACCAUUGAUAACUGAACCAUUAAAGCUUUUGAGCCCAUUGUUUUCUGAUAUAUAUUAGUUAUUUGUAGCCCAACUCAUUUAAUCAAAGAGUUUUUCCAUUUGGCUUGUUAAAGCACCA
This is a messenger RNA of Erigeron canadensis, 893 nucleotides long. RefSeq lists its product as uncharacterized. Gene Ontology annotation, molecular function: aminoacyl-tRNA deacylase activity. The transcript is spliced from 5 exons. Lineage: Eukaryota; Viridiplantae; Streptophyta; Magnoliopsida; Asterales; Asteraceae. The coding region runs from base 34 to 708 and encodes 224 amino acids. The record is from RefSeq and is a predicted model, not a curated record.